UUGCUGUUGUCUGUUGGUAACCACCUUGUUUCAGUUCCACUGUCUGUCAAUUUCACUUCACUCCUUCUCCCAUCUUCUACAUCCCCUUGAGGUGCAUAGUAUCAAUCACCUUCUUCAUUCACUUCAACCUUCAUUAUUUUUCCUUCAUGACAUGAACAAAAAAUUCUCCAUUCCCACCACGCAACCCGGGCUUCUUCAAGUUCCGGUGCAGCCAUGCCUUCCUCUUCCCCCAAGUCCUUCUUCUACGCCCGCCCCGCCACCACACCAUUCUCUUCUUCUCGCAUCAUCAUCCUCACCUUCCUCCUCCUCCUUGGCCUCUUCGCUUUCUUCUUCGGAUUCACCGGUUUUCGCGACCAUCGCUGCCUCAACCGCGACCCUAGAUCGGUUCGCGUGCUCUGGGACCAUGGCCCUACCUCCCUCCGCGACCACCUCAAUGUUGCUGAUACUGAUAGGCAUAAAGUCAUGGCGUUUGUUGGCAUUCAAACCGGGUUCGGAUCCGUCGGUAGGCGCCAAUCUUUGAGGAAGACUUGGUUUCCUUCCGAUCCGAAUGGACUCCAGCGCCUGGAAGAAUCCACUGGCUUGGCUUUUAGGUUUGUUAUUGGAAGAACGAGUGAUAGAUCAAAGAUGUCUGUGCUUAAAAGGGAAGUAGCAGAAUAUGAUGAUUUCAUUCAAUUGGAUAUUGAAGAGGAGUACAGUAAGCUCCCAUACAAAACGUUGGCUUUCUUCAAAGCUGCUUAUGCACUUUUUGAAGCUGAUUUUUAUGUCAAAGCUGAUGAUGACAUAUAUUUAAGGCCAGAUCGUCUAUCGUUACUUCUGGCAAAAGAGAGAUCUCAUCCUCAGACUUACAUAGGAUGCAUGAAAAAGGGCCCUGUUUUCACUGAUCCGAAACUGAAAUGGUAUGAGCCACUUUCUAAUUUGCUUGGAAAGGAGUAUUUUCUUCAUGCUUAUGGUCCUAUAUAUGCUCUUUCCGCUGAUGUUGUAUCAAGCUUGGUUGCUCUUAGGAAUAACAGUUUCCGAAUGUUCAGCAAUGAGGAUGUUACAAUUGGAGCUUGGAUGCUUGCAAUGAAUGUCAACCAUGAGAAUAACCACGAACUUUGUGCUCCAGAGUGCACGUCUACAUCAAUCGCGGUGUGGGAUAUUCCAAAGUGUUCAGGUCUAUGCAAUCCAGAAAAGAGAAUGUUGGAACUCCAUCAAAUGGAAAGCUGCACUCAGAGUCCAACUGCAGAAUCUGAUGAAUAGUGUUCUCUAUAUAUCUAUGAAGUGAAGUUAAGAAGUUUCUUGAAGAUUGCUUGCUCUUGUUAUGUUUUACUGCCAAGAGCUGCUACCAUUGCAUUACUUUUCUACCCAUUAACCUUUCGCUUUCUAAUUCACAUUUCUUCCGGUCAGAACCCCCUUUCUUUUCUUUUCUUUUCUUUUUGUUCCACUCAUUUUCCCCUUAGAUUCUUUCCUUUUUUCCCUCCUUCUUUAGGAGACAAAGGCUUUACAUAGAGCACCAGAAAAUAGGUAGAAUUUACGGACGAUGAUGUCAUUCAACUGCACUAAUUACCUGAUUCUAAUGUCAUUCUUUUGUUUAGAUUAUAUGUACAAGUCAAUCGUGUCAUUCUUUUAAAGAAAUGGAGCAUUAGUCUUUUGUCUGAA
Lotus japonicus is the source of this 1638-nucleotide messenger RNA. RefSeq names its product probable beta-1,3-galactosyltransferase 14. The transcript is spliced from 7 exons. Gene Ontology annotation, molecular function: hexosyltransferase activity. The record is from RefSeq and is a predicted model, not a curated record. Lineage: Eukaryota; Viridiplantae; Streptophyta; Magnoliopsida; Fabales; Fabaceae. The coding region runs from base 214 to 1239 and encodes 341 amino acids. Gene Ontology annotation, cellular component: Golgi membrane.